This is a messenger RNA of Nymphaea colorata (pocket water lily), 1343 nucleotides long. RefSeq names its product protein MODIFYING WALL LIGNIN-1-like. Lineage: Eukaryota; Viridiplantae; Streptophyta; Magnoliopsida; Nymphaeales; Nymphaeaceae. The transcript has 3 exons. The record is from RefSeq and is a predicted model, not a curated record. The coding region runs from base 435 to 1031 and encodes 198 amino acids.
CCCAAAAAGUAUUCAUCAACUCGGUCAAUAAUGCCUCGAUUCGCCUCCUCCAUCGGUCAAGUCCACAGCUCUAAAACGAAAGUUCUUCAAUAGGAAUUUCAAUCUGGGCAUCCGAUUAAAUCACAGAAAAGAAACAAAGACAAAGAAGAAGUGGUCGUGGAAAUUAGAAGCGUCAUUCAAAUUGUUGGGGCUGCUGGCUGCAACUUAAAGCAGCCAUGGAGUUGACCCACCAUUCCUUUCAAUAAGAGAAACGCCUGCCCGGAACAAAGGCGGCCUAAUCCUUCUUCCAAGGAUCUCCAGAACAACGCCGGCCGGGCAAGCAAGCCCGGACGGGAAGCCAAACGGAAGCAAUUCCAUUACGUGAACCCGACCCUGAAGUUUUCUCUCCCUGAGUUCUCUUGACUUUUAAUUCCCCUCCCCCCGACUCAGCCUCCAUGCCUUCGUUUUCCCUUCGCCUUCUAAUGGAGCACAAGCUACCCAUCUCCAGAAACAAGGCACUCUACGCAACCGUGGCGUUCCUCGGCCUCCUCUCCUUCACCACAUGCGUUGCUGCAGAGUUCAAGAAGAACCAGUUGAAGGACCUGAAAUUGGACGCGAAAUUCUGUUCUCUGCCGAAGAGUCCGGCGUUUGAGUUGGGGAUCACGGCGGCGGCCUGCCUCCUCUGUGCUCAGGUGAUCACAUACGCCUCCAUCGCGAAAGCCUAUUUCUCCAAGGACACAAAAGCUCAGUUCGGCGAGAGGAUGACGACCGUCCUCAUCACGCUCUCCCUUCUGUCCUGGGGGGUUGGGGGACUGGCGAUCGUGUUGCUGGGGGUGGGGUCGAGCAUGAACCAGAGGCAACCAUAUGGCGAAGGAUGGCUGGACGGCGAGUGCUACGUGGUGAGGAGGGGAGUGUACUCCGGUGCAUCUCUGCUCGCCAUCGUCACCGUCGCCUCCGCAUUGACUGUUCACUGUGCAAUCAACAGGAGGCACGAAGGUGCGGUAAUGGCGGACGCGAGGCUGCCAACAACCAAGAAGAAAGCACCAAGUUAAAGAAACAAAGUAUAGUAAAAAUGACAGAAAAGAUGCCACGAAACAAAGGGAAACUGUAUAAUAAAUAAUGAAAGGGAAGGGGCGCAUAUGGGGAGAUUGGCUGGGGAGCGUCAUGGAGAGUAGGAGAUGACCUGUUUGUUGGAAACCAACAAAUGGGUCGACCAAAUCAUUUUUUUUUUUUAUUUAUGUAAGAAGUCGUUUAAGAUAAAGAUGUACCUAUUUUUUCCUUCUUUCUUUUCCCCCACUUUUUUUUUGCAGCUUUGAUUGUACAUGUUUCAAUUGUUAAAAGGAAUGAUAAAGCCAAUUGCUCAA